Ambispora leptoticha is the source of this 771-nucleotide messenger RNA. Lineage: Eukaryota; Fungi; Glomeromycota; Glomeromycetes; Archaeosporales; Ambisporaceae. The record is from the annotation of a GenBank genome assembly.
AUGGAUUUCCAAAACAGGGUAGGUUCAAAGGUCGGUAGUGGAGGUGUAGCCGGUUACUCAGAAUCUAAUGUCGAUCGUCGCGAGCGUCUCCGUAAACUUGCAUUAGAAACAAUUGAUUUGAACAAAGACCCAUAUUUUAUGAAAAAUCAUUUGGGAUCUUAUGAGUGCAAAUUAUGUUUGACGCUUCACACAAACGAAGGCAGCUACUUGGCGCACACGCAAGGCAAAAAGCACCAAACUAAUCUUGCACGUCGUGCAGCUCGUGAAGCCAAAGAAAAUAACAAUAUACAACCAGCCUUACAAGCCGCUACUAAAGUACAAGUACGAAAGAACAUGGUCAAGAUUGGUCGACCUGGGUACAAAGUUACAAAAGUCCGUGAUCCAAUUACUCGGCAACUUGGAUUGUUAUUUCAGAUUCAAUAUCCAGAGAUUGGGACAGAUGUUAUACCUCGACAUCGUUUCAUGUCUGCCUAUGAACAACGUAUAGAGCCACCAAAUAAAGCCCAUCAAUAUUUGUUGUUUGCUGCUGAACCAUAUGAGACGAUUUCUUUCAAAGUUCAAAGUAAAGAAGUUGACAAGGGUGAAGGUAAAUUCUUUACGCAUUGGGAUCCGGAUUCAAAGCAAUUCUCUUUACAAUUCUUCUUCAAGAAUGAUCGUCCAGGCGUUUACUCGGAAGGAGUUCCCCCUGGCAUUGAACGCCCACCAAUUGCAAAUCCUUUAAAUCCUUAUAAUGCGCCCGCAAUGCGUGGACCUACUUUUGUACAUAGCUAA